CUGAAUGACCUGCAGCGAGAGUCUGCAACGCCGCGCUGGCAAGAAACCUUGACGAUGUUGCGAAGAAAGGAGGCGGUGUUGUGCUGCGCUGCUUUGGCGCUGAUUGCCUGCUCUUGUUGGGCUUCCGUGCAGCAUCCCGUCGUGUCAUCGUGCCAGUCGGAGCCGAGUUUGGUCACCAUCCACAACUUGAGCAUCGAGGACGCCAAGGUGGGCCGAAACAUGACCAUACACUACGUCGGCGAACUCCACGAAGUACUGCAUGGUCCGCUGAUCACCAAGUUCACCAUGUGGAACUCGAACGGAUUGAAGAUGCCUUGCGUGCAAGACAUGGGUUCCUGUACAUACAAAGGCUGUGACGGCGAGUCUGACAUGGAGAAGACAAUAGGGGAGCCAUGGAAGAACACCUGCCCUAUUCCGGCCGGUGUCUAUGCCUCAAGACUGGUGUUCUUCAUCCACCCAAUAAUUAAAGCCGUGCUCGCGAACGGCACGUUUAAGGUGCGAAUGGAUGUGACCAGCGGUGAUGUCAAAGUUCACUGUCGAGUACUUGACGUGCAUAUUGAAAAAUAAACAUCAGCAAGAAAAAAAGAGCAAGCAAGAAAAAGAGGAACGGUGCUCUCGGCGUAUCAUCAUUGCGGCGCACGAAAUAAACACGUAGGUUAGCGCGCCAGUACAAAGGCUUAACCAAUACCUAAGCG
Messenger RNA from Dermacentor andersoni, 695 nucleotides. RefSeq lists its product as uncharacterized. NCBI's taxonomy places the organism in Eukaryota, Metazoa, Arthropoda, Arachnida, Ixodida, Ixodidae. Gene Ontology annotation, cellular component: cytoplasmic side of plasma membrane. Gene Ontology annotation, molecular function: enzyme activator activity; lipid carrier activity. Gene Ontology annotation, biological process: ganglioside catabolic process; lipid transport. The record is from RefSeq and is a predicted model, not a curated record.